AUGCUGGACGACAUGGCAAGCAACAACAGGAGCCACGAGCUCACCUGGAACGAGUACGACAACGAGGACGAGCUGGACAACGAGUUCAGGGACAACGUCGGGGACGGGAUCGUGGACGGGCACCUUACGUCGCUGGAGGAGGAAGUGUUGAUAGGGAGCUUGCUGGACAGCGAGGACAUCGGGCCAGCGGUUCGAGCAGUGUAUGAGAGAGGAGCACAAACGUCGCUGCUCUCGUCCUUGGAUGGGAUUGUGGAUCAGAAAGACGAGGAGAUCCUGGGGCUCUGCGGGCAGGAAAGUGCGUUGGACUUCAUCCGGUCCGUGGAGGCCAUUGUGUCGAUCAGGGACCAUGCGCGACAAGUCGGCGACAGCAUCGUCUCAGUCAAUGACGAGCUGCAAUCUGAGGGGCGAGAGCUUCUGGCGGCGCAAGAGGAGGUGAAGAGGCUCGGGGUUGCGGUGAGGAACAUCGACAACUCCUACGAGGCUCUUGCGGAGCUCCAGGGGGCCCUGCAGCUCAUCUGCACUAUCAAGGCAACCGUUGUCGCUUGUUGGCUCCCUCUCAUCCCCUGCCUCCAGAGGUUCCUCGACCAGAAGAAGCUGCUCAGGGCGCUCAAGACCUUCCAGCAGCUGCAGGCAAGCAGUGAAAACAUGCAGGCUCCUUCGUUCAGCCGACUGCUGGAGCGUCAGCUCCCCAUCCAGGCGGAGAAGAUGCGGACAAGCUGCCUGAUGGAGUUCAACAAGUGGAUCUCGCAGCUUCGCAUGCUCGCACAGCCCGUGGGGAAGGCGGCGAUGCAGGCUAUGCAGGAGAGCAGCGUGCUAGAGGACGAGGCCCUGCAGCUGGCCAACCGCAACACGCAGGCAGCGCAGGUGGACGGGGAGGAGCCGGGAAGCAUCCCUCGGCUCUCGCUCGCCGCCAUGAGCAGCAGCGCUCGAUCCUCCGGCCUCAUCGACUUCCGUAAGGUCGGAGUGGACAUGGGCUCACUGCUCCAGUGCCUGCACAUCUUCCGAGAGCUCGGGCAGCUCCCCUCCCUCCGCUCCCACUUCCGCGACACUCGGAGGUCCCACGCCAGGAUCGACCACCUUCCUCCCAAGGACUUCGUGCUCGACAUCAGCGGCCUCUUCCGCCCCUUCCUCGAGAAGAUCCUUGGCUUCUUCGUGCUGGAAGAUGCCGUCUCCACCGCCUCCAACGGCGUCUUCCCUCGUGCUCAGUCUGACUACGAGUGGGCCGGCUGCGCUCUCCUGCUCUCCUCCUCCAUCUCCCAGGAGUGCAGCAGGGUCAGGGAGUCAGCGACGUUCGUCGAGCUCCGAGCUCUCCUCCACCUCGUCUGCGGGUCCCUGGACAAGUGUGGGUACAGCACGCGCGCUCUCCGCGCCUCCUUGGAGAGCGUCCGCCCGCUCUACAUCAAGCUGCUGCUGGUGCUGCUGGCGGAGGAGGAGAGCAGGGAAGACGCGCGGCGAGUCAUCGAGAACGACAGCCAUGAUCCCCUCCGUGUUGAAAGCCCCACAGACUAUGAGAGACUCGUUGUUGACCAUCAGCUUACACACUUUGAGAUGUCAUCGGAGGAGAGCAAGGCGAGCAAGAAGUUCAAGACUGUUACCAUGUCCUUCUCGCGCAGCGUUCCGAGACUUCUGCAGAUCUGCAAGAACCUGGCUUUCGACCUGUCCUCCUUCACCGAUCAAGCUGCGUCGGACCCGCUGGAGACGUUCCUCCGGGAGGUCCUCAGCGAGGAGAUGACUCGUCCGCUUCAUCCCUACAUCGAGGCAGGUGCUGCCAUGCGAGGGGGGCAGAAAGUUCCGAUCAAUCUUGCACUGCAGAUCUGCGUAAACACUGAGGUUGUUAGCCAAAGCUGCGAGCAGCUGAUGAGCUACGUGGGCUCCCUCUACCUCCAUCUCGCCCCGAGCGAGAAAUCUGCAGUGGCUGGGAUCAAAACGAUCCAGCAGCGCGUAGAGCGAUCCUCGGAGGCGUUUCAGCGAGCGAGGAGCGGGGCGGAGGACCUUCUCUUCUCUGCCGUGAUGGCCAAGGUGGUCGAUGGGCGGGGCAGUGCGGACGUGGCUGACUGGGGGCAGGUGAACGAGAUCAUGGACCGAGGAGUCGCAGAGUUCGACUGGGCGCCGUCCUCGAUGAAGCAGAUGGACCAGCCCUCAGACUACAUCCUAGACCUCGUCGCCUACCUCCAGGCCCUCCACUACAAGGCUUUCAACGCCAUCGCUCAGCGUCUCUAUCAGCAGCCUCUCAGCUCCAGCGUCAAGAAGAUCUUCUUCAACGCCUUCCAGAAGCUUGACAAGGACCUGCAUGCUCUUGAAGCCUUCGCAAUCGAAUCAAAGGUCUCUGGCCUCAAGGAUUGCUUCGCUCCCCUGCGGCAGCUCGUCAACCUCCUCGUGGCCCCCAGCAUCCUCCCCAUCCUCGACGAGGUGGACCUGGUCAUGAAGAAGAUGCGGGAUCUAGUUUGA
Molecule: messenger RNA, 2448 nt
Organism: Guillardia theta CCMP2712
Lineage: Eukaryota; Cryptophyceae; Pyrenomonadales; Geminigeraceae
Gene: SEC15
Product: Sec15 protein
Exons: 17
Coding region: 1-2448 (815 amino acids)
Biological process (GO): intracellular protein transport; exocytosis; Golgi to plasma membrane transport
Cellular component (GO): exocyst; membrane
Source: RefSeq, a predicted model, not a curated record